Molecule: messenger RNA, 3483 nt
Organism: Dujonia railenensis
Lineage: Eukaryota; Fungi; Ascomycota; Pichiomycetes; Serinales; Debaryomycetaceae
Source: the annotation of a GenBank genome assembly
AUGACUGACGAGAAACUGGAUCCUGCCAAUUUUAAACUUAUACGAACGACUGGUGGUACCGUAAGAGUGUCGCAAGCUUGUGAUAGAUGUAGAAUUAAAAAGAUCAAGUGCGAUGGACUAACCCCAUGUCACAACUGUGCUAAAAUUGAUUUUGAAUGUAAGACAAGUGAUAAGUUAACCAGAAGAGCAUUCCCUAAGGGAUACACUGAAAACUUGGAGAAGAAAUUGAAGGAAUUAGAAGAGGAAAACCGAAUAUUGAAAGAAAAGUAUGAAGAUGAAAAUGGAGAAGCAAAGGUACCCGGUGUUAAAGCCAAUGCGGAAAACCAGAUUGUACAGCAUCAUCAUAAUGAUCUGGUACAGCAGCCGCCAACUCCGCGAGUUGAAGCUAAUAGGCAUGACAAGGUGACUCUCACGAAUUCAACAAAUGUACAAAUCAAUAACCCCAUUGACCAGAUCUUUAACUUGGACGGGAAGGGGAUCAUUAUCGGAAAUGAUAACUUAAACUUCGAAUCGCAAUUCAAUCACUUGUUGAUCAAUUUGAAUUUACCAUUCCUUAAAAUAACCAACUCCCAUAACUUCCUAUUGAAUGAUCCUAAUUCAUAUUUAUAUCAUCCUUCUUAUACAAAGUACAACCGAUUCCACAAUCGAGACUUGGAUGUUAUCUAUAAUCCUUUGACUGCCAACAACAGUCAACACGAUGACUUGUUGGGAGAAAUGGUUACCUUGGCAAAUAAUCAAUUACCUAUAGACAUUUAUGAUUUCUUUAUAAAAUUGAUCAAUAACUUUAAGAAAAUUUUCAGUACAAAGAAAGAGUUGGAUAAUCAAAUCAUUCAUUUCUUUUUGAAUUAUAACAUAUUUAUUCCCAUAUUUGACUACAAACUGUUUAUGGAAAAUUAUGAUGCUUUCCACACGAUGUAUCCUUUUAUGUUUACCUAUGAUGAUGCCACCAUCAAUGGGUUCAAUAUUCUGAACAAUGAUUACCAUGUCGUGAAUGAGUACUUGAUGGUUGUAGUUCAAAUCUACGCAAUGAUAAUGAUGAAUGAUCCAACUAUCAAUUUAAACUUGCUUUUAAAUCAUUCUGAACCCAAUUAUAUCAAUGAUAACAAGAGAUCUUCAUCAGUGGUGAGAUCAUUGUAUGAUUUUUUACCAUAUUUCAAUGUGUUUCAUGUUUCAGUGGCUCAACUUCAAACAUACUUGUUAUUUUUACACUACUCUUUAAUUACUAACAACAAGGAAAAGUCAUUGGUCUUAUCUUCAUUAAUAAACUCUUUCAUCGGUAUUUUGGGUAUCAACUUGAACAGCAAGAAUUUAUUCUUCAAUGAUUUAACUCUUACUACAAAUCAAAGAAGGACCAGAGUGAAGAUCUUUUGGUGUUUCAAGAUUCUAUUAAAAGUCUUCAAUUUGAAGUUUGGGUUCAAGCCAAGUUUGAACACUACUGUCAUAAAUCCAGUCACCAUAGAUAGAUAUUUUGAGUUGACCCCUGCAAAAUUAUCGACCUUAUUAGAAGAAGGAGAGAAUGAUGAAUUAUUCAAGAUUUUGUUGAAGCCCAGUAUCGAAUUCUUGAACUUGGUGAACAUUAUUAUCCCAUCAUCUUUUUCACCAAAUUAUUAUCAAUACUUGAAAGGUGAUAAUGAUGGAAAGGAUCAUCAACAACAAGGUCAGCACCAUCCACCCAAGUCCAAGAAAGCCAGAUUAGAUUGGAUUUUGAAUGAUGAUGAUGGAGAUGGUAGUGAUGGUAAUUUGAAUUAUAAUUUCAAUCAGUUCUUAACCAUAGAUAAGAAUUUGACCAGCUGGAGGGAAUCUUUGAAGGAGAAGGAAUUAAACCUCAUACCACUACAGAUGCAAAUGAAUUUGCCAGUGAUAUCUGGAAUUACCAAAAAUAAUUUGUAUCAUAACAUUCCAAAGAAAGAGAAUGAUAAUGAUGAUGAGAACGGUUCCACAGAGAUUCCUUCAAUAUUGAGUCCAGAGGCAAUACAAUGCUACUUGACAAGGGGUUUACCAGACAGGUAUACUGCUUCUCAGUUAAUUAAAAUUCAAUUAAAUUUUCACUAUCUUUUGAUAAGAUCAAUGAACUAUUUGAAUUUUGUAAUUGAUAAAGAAUUAACUCCAAGCUAUUUUGCAAAACUUACUGAUAUUUCAAGAGAGGUUUUAUCUUACUUCAUUGCUAUUUUUCAACAUGUGAGUGAAAGCAAAAAGUAUUUAGACAGUAGCAAGACAUUAGCUAAGCUGUCAAUUGUGGCUCCUCACAAUGCUGUUAUGGAAAGUUUGGGAUUAGACGUGGAUGAAGAUGGUUUUGUUAUCAACGAUUUCCUGGUUAAGAGGAGAAGAGUCUCGCAGCCAUUGCAUCAUGGUGGACCAGGUGGCGGUGGUGGUAAAGCUUCUUCUCAGCCAUCAAGUAUCAAUUCUAAGCGUCUCGUUUCUGAAUUACCCAAAUCUCCAUUUAACCAUAUUUUAAAUGGGCUUUCAAUGACAAUUAUCAAUUUGAAGAAAUCCAUCAUAUUACAAAUGUUAUAUCUCUUGAUAAGCUCGUUGAAAAUCUUCAAGAAGGGAGAAGAAAGAGUUUCAAGGGACACUAGGAACAUAUUGAAUAAUAGUGUUGACCUAUUUAUUAAAAUUUUCAUAAAUUACAAUCCUGACAUUAAAAAAGAGAAAUCUAAGUUUAGCAUGAAAACAACAAACCAGGGUUCUUCCAGUUUAUUAUCAAACUCUCUGUCUAAAGAGGCUAAGUUAUUUGGUAGGUUAAUCAAUGACGAAUUGAAGGAUGAAAUAUUAAAAGAACCUAGAAGAAGUGGAACUGACGAUAGUGAUGACAAUGGAAGUGAAGAUGAAAUGGAAGAUGAAGAAAAUGAAAUCUCUCAAAUAGAUUGGGAUGAUGAAGAGAUGGACGAGGAUUUGAAAUACUUAAAAAUAUUGAAGUUUUUGAAAUACAAAAUUAACAGUAUAUACAAUUUAUCAAAGGUGAAGCAUAUGAGUGGGAAGUUCAAGAAAAAGGUUACUAAUACUAACAGUAAUAGUAGUACUUAUAAUACUAAUAACAAGAAGGAAAAUACUGCUGUUAAUCCUAUUCCGGCUAGAAUGAGUCUAGGGGGGAAUUCUGGCAUGAGUGCGUUAAUGUUACAACAAUCACCACUUCACCUUUAUUCGGGUGGUCCAUCUCCCCCGAACUACACAAGCAGUGGUAAUUUAUCCAAAGUUUCCUCACUUAGCAAAUUCGAUUUCUUACUAGGGGAAGAUAAUUACCCCGUACACACCUUAGGAAGUACUGGAAUAGGCACACCCUCAAGCGGGGCCGGUUCCUAUCCGAUUAUCAGUAAAUUAAAGGAAUACAGUGGUGGUAAUGGAAGUCCACCCAGUGCGGAAGAUUUAGAAUUGAUUAAAAAGGAGAGACUUGCGAUAAACGAUUUGAUGAGUUUGAAGAAUCAAAAAGGAGAAAACUCACCCGUUUUCCAUUCGAAUUGGAAUAUCGAAGAAGAAAGAAAGUGA